AUGACUGAUGGUGGACAUGAGAUGGUUGUGGACCUGGAUAAACAUACUUGUGCCUCCAGAAAAUACCAACUCACUGGACUACCUUGCUACCAUGCAUGUGCAUGUAUUAAGUGGAGGAACUUGAAUUUGUCUGACCAUAUCCAUAAGAAAUAUACUAUAGCCAUGUUCCUGUCAUGCUAUUCUCACACAAUUGAACCAAUCAACAGUGAGCAGUUUUGGGAAGAAACUGGUGCAGCUCCAAUUUUACCUCCGAUAGUUAAGAUAGCUCCAGGCAGACCAAAGAAAAAAAGGGACUGCAGAAAUGAUGUUAAAGCAGAUAAUCCCAAUGCAACAAAGCUGGUUAGGAGGAAGACUACGUUGAAAUGCACCAACUCUGGAGAAGAAAAACACAAUGCUAGGAGUUGUAAAGCUAGGAAAUUGGAGAAGGAUAAAGAAAGGACUGAAGUAGGUGGUGGUGCAUCUAAGAGACCAUCCAAGAAGAGUAAUGCUGCCUCAAAAGGCACAAAUGAUUAG
Molecule: messenger RNA, 513 nt
Organism: Daucus carota subsp. sativus
Lineage: Eukaryota; Viridiplantae; Streptophyta; Magnoliopsida; Apiales; Apiaceae
Exons: 2
Coding region: 1-513 (170 amino acids)
Molecular function (GO): zinc ion binding
Source: RefSeq, a predicted model, not a curated record